GGUCCACUGGGUUCGCUUGGAUGGUAGUGUGUGGAAUGGGAGCCAUGGUAGCUACCCCAUAUAUUCUUCAUUCGGGCUAUGGUGAAUCUUUUCCUUACUGGCUGCUCGCUUCGUUCCUGUUACUCGGUGCCUUCCUGGGUCUCUUCCUCCCAGAGACUAUCGGCCUACCACUUCCCCAGACUUUCGAUGACGCUGAGAAACUGGGCAAAAGACGGCCCCUUAUGACCUGGAUCCACUACUGGAAUCAACACAGGUAUAUGCCAGUCUCCUCUGAGGAACCUGACAAUCUUGAACUCAAAAGAGGUGAGAAAGAGAACUAAGGGUUUCAGUUUACUAGACUGUACAAGAACGGACAGAUGUAACAACACUCACCCUUACAUUGCCCAAGAGAAAAACCCCAUGUAAUAAGUCAUCAAUUAUCCCCCAAGUGACGUAAAUU
This is a messenger RNA of Penaeus monodon (black tiger shrimp), 439 nucleotides long. RefSeq names its product solute carrier family 22 member 21-like. NCBI's taxonomy places the organism in Eukaryota, Metazoa, Arthropoda, Malacostraca, Decapoda, Penaeidae. The coding region runs from base 21 to 320 and encodes 99 amino acids. The transcript has 2 exons. The record is from RefSeq and is a predicted model, not a curated record.